This is a messenger RNA of Salvia splendens (bonfire salvia), 1983 nucleotides long. RefSeq names its product receptor like protein 22. Bases 1 to 1983 code for a protein of 660 amino acids. Lineage: Eukaryota; Viridiplantae; Streptophyta; Magnoliopsida; Lamiales; Lamiaceae. The record is from RefSeq and is a predicted model, not a curated record. Gene Ontology annotation, molecular function: protein binding. The transcript has a single exon.
AUGUCUCUUUCAAUACUUGUCCGCUUCCUUUAUUUGGUGUUGUUCAUAGUAUUUGUGGAUGGCCAAUGCCUCGAUGAUCAACAAAAGUUGUUACUUGAGCUCAGGAGCGAAUUCAAAUUCAACUCCUCCAUUUCACAGGGUUUAGAGCAUUGGAAUGGGACAGGUGAUUGUUGUGAAUGGAAGCGCGUGAAAUGCGAUGACUCGGGUCACGUUAUCAGUUUGCUCCUCAACAGCGAGGGCAUCUCCGGCAGAAUUGGUGAGUCAUCAGCUCUUUUCCGGUUGACAUACUUGUCGAGGCUUGACCUCUCAUCCAAUGACUUCACCACAACUGAGAUUCCUAACCAAUUCCAUCGUCUCCCAAAUUUGGUAUACCUUGAUUUGUCAGAGUCUGGUUUCAAGGGACCAAUUCCAUCCACGCUGGCCAACCUAACUCAGCUAGUUGAACUCUACUUACCGAGUAACUUCCUCACUGGUUCGAUUCCUUCAUUUCAUAACUGCAAGAAUCUUGAAUCCAUAAAGCUUAGUGAUAAUAAUUUAAUGGGCUCACUUUCUCACUUGCAUUUUCAAGGUCUUACAAACCUCACUUCAAUUAAUUAUCUCUAUCUAUCCAACAACCAAUUCAGUGGACAAAUCGAAGAAAUUUCCAUUAUAGAGUUUCCCUUACUCCGUCCAGACGCAAACGCAAACGAAAACGAAUCUGAUUAUUAUUUUGCCAAUUUCUUGUUUCUCGCAAACAAUAGGCUAACCGGAGUAAUUCCAACCUCUAUAUGCAGUAUACCUGUACUUAUGGUUCUCGACUUGUCUUUCAAUAACUUAAACGGCAGCAUACCUCCCUGCCUACUGCAAGAAAGUUAUUACCUUCAAGUUCUCAAUAUUAGGGGAAACAACAUUAACGGUGUCAUCCCUGAUACAUUUAAUUGGGAGUGUGGGCUAAAAACCUUUGAUGUUAGUGACAACAACUUAGGAGGGAAGAUUCCCAAGUCUUUGGCAAAUUGUGUAGAAUUAGCGGUGAUGAAUGUUGGAAACAACAACUUUGAUGAUAGUUUCCCUUGCAUGGCGCUGCCGGAGAGCUUGAAGGUUCUUGUGUUGCGCUCCAACAGAUUCCAUGGAGAGUUGAGAUGUGGUAAGAGUUGGCCUGAGCUUCAAAUUUUGGAUAUAUCUUCAAAUCAUUUCAGUGGCACUCUGGAUUCCCUAAACUUCUCAAGCUGGAGAGGAAUGAUGCUACAAAGUCAGGCACAUUUAAGGCGUUCAGCCUCCGAUAUUUUAAGUGCAAAUGAUUUAUAUCGGGAUGAGGUGACACUAACUUUGAAAAAUGUAGAGGUGAAGCUUGUGAAGAUUUGGCCUGACUUUACAUGCAUUGAUUUGUCUUCCAAUCAUUUUGAGAAAGAAAUACCAGAUGCAAUUGGUAGUCUCACCUCACUCUAUCUUCUCAACUUAUCACACAACUCUCUCACUCAUGCAAUCCCGAUAUCAUUGGGUGCCUUGACUGAGCUUGAGUCGCUCGACCUCUCAUCAAACAAGCUCACCGGGAGAAUACCAGAUGAGCUCACAAAACUCGAUUUCCUAUCAUUCUUGAAUCUGUCUUACAAUCAUCUCACUGGACCCAUCCCAACUGGCCGCCAGUUUCAAACAUUUUCAGAAGAUUCAUUUGAAGGAAACGCGGGGUUAUCUGGAUUCCCACUCAACGGAAGUGUCAACAACCGUCGCCCACCCGGUCCAUCGCCAUCAGAGGAUUCAGAACCAAAAGAGGAGGAGAUUGAGUGGGAAUAUGUGUUUGCUGCGUCUGGUUAUGUUGUGGGAAUAGGAUGCGUCGCGUGGACACUGUUAUGUUGCAGGAGCUUGAGAGAAAGAUACUUUGAGAAGAUAGAAGAGGUUGCUGACAAGAUAUUCUUUGAGAGAGGAAGGAGAAAAAGAAGACAUGAAAGAAGAGUAAGAAGAAGAAGAGAAGAGAAGAAUGCGGUUAGAAGAAGGCAUCAUCAGUGA